This is a messenger RNA of Coregonus clupeaformis (lake whitefish), 1526 nucleotides long. Its product is annotated as peroxisome assembly protein 26-like. The record is from RefSeq and is a predicted model, not a curated record. Lineage: Eukaryota; Metazoa; Chordata; Actinopteri; Salmoniformes; Salmonidae. Gene Ontology annotation, biological process: protein import into peroxisome membrane; protein import into peroxisome matrix. Gene Ontology annotation, molecular function: ATPase binding; protein-containing complex binding. The transcript has 6 exons. The coding region runs from base 1 to 768 and encodes 255 amino acids. Gene Ontology annotation, cellular component: peroxisome; peroxisomal membrane.
AUGUGUAGUGAACUGAACACAACACAUGGACACUUACCGAGGCUGAAUCAAAGGUAUGGUGAGUUGAAGGCUGCAAUCUGCAUUGUGGGGAUUCAAGCAUUGGCUGAACUCAAUCAGUGGCCUGGUGUACUGGCAUGGAUUCUGCAGCAUUAUGAGUGCCCUGAGAAAAUACCUGCCAAAAUAAUGCAGAUGUGCAUACUCCUAUACACCAAAGUGGGUGAGCAAGCUAUGAUGCAGGAGGCAGGCAAUGUUUGGCUGUGCUGUCCAUCCAAUGGGAGAUUGGCAGGAUUUGGGACUGUAGCAGAGCUGUAUUUACUGCAUAUUCUAGUGCCUUUAGGUCAUAUGACAGAGGCACGGGAGUUGGUUUCUGGUGGGGUGGGAGGUAUUUCAUUCACAGAGGACCAGAAACAAACAGCACUGGAUAUCGUGGAGAAUAAAGAGAACCUCAGCCAAGAACAACCUCCAAGCCCUAGUCCAAACCCCAGUCCUGUGGUGGUGGCUGCUGGACUUAACACACCUCAAGGUGCUGUGAUUCAGAAACUUGAGGCCUUGCUUAGGCUUUUCAACAGAGGACUAUCGGUAGCCAGUGCUGGGUCAUUCCCUCUUCGGAGAGUCUUUCUGGCUGUGGUCCUUCUCUAUAUGCUUUUUGUCCGGAUGGAUCCAGCUCAUCCCUCAUCUUUCCCCUGGAUCUCACGGCUGCUGCAGAUGCUGAAGCAGAUGUGGGACGCCAUGUUUGCUCCUUACUAUCAAGCCAGAGCUCAGAGCUAAGAACUGUAAAACCAUACAGCCUGGUGCUGGGACAUCAUGAGAUCACCGUUGACCCUUAAUCAUGUAAAUAUGAAUUACUGACUGAGAUAAAGAGAGAAAAUCAGGGGUGCUUUUGUUGCCAGCCACAACAACAUGGAUACCUGUCAUAUCAGAAUGUGAACAACAUGGAUACCUGUGAAGGCAGACUGUGAGCAACAUGGAUACCUGUGAACGCAGAAUGUGAACAACAUGGAUACCUGUGAAGGCAGAAUGUGAACAACAUGGAUAGCUGUGAAGGCAGAAUGUGAAAGUAACAGGCAGAAUUAAUUUCCCUGGUGUUGCAGAUUCAGUUGCUCCCAUAUAUGUGUGCGUGUGAGCGAGCGAGAAAGCGAUUGAGUGUGUGUGGUGACACAUUUUGUGUUGAUAUGAAUGGCCCAGUCCAAAAUAACUGUUAUAUGGAGGCAAGCUAAUUAUAAAUCAGAUGCAUGUCAGACAAAUUAUAACUUUUACUUUGACAGAUUUUUAAUUGGUAAAAUUAUAAUCUUCUCAUUAUACAUGAGUCCAGUAUCUUUCAAUAGGGUCUGGCUCCAGCAGAUACCUUCUCAGGACACAGACGCUGUGAGGUAUACGGGCUCAGACAGGUUGAAUGGUGCAUGUAUUAGCGAGCCAGUGUGUACUAGCUAGCUAGUAAUGUGUACUAGCUAGUUAGUAGUGUGUACUAGCUAGCUUGUGGUCCUCUGUAGCUCAAUGUGGUCCUCUGUAGCUCAAUUGGUAGAGCA